AAGUGGCAUUGAGAGAGUAGAGAGGGCCCGCGCGUGCGGAGUGGGGCGGGAUCUCGCGCGACUUGUGGAGAUGACACCUAUUUCAUGAGAACAUAACCCUCUCGGUUCUGUGUGUGUGUUUACAUAGCGCGUGCCGCUGAGACGUUUCCUCAGUCGACGGCGAGCGGAGAGGUCUUGUUGCUGCACUUGCCUCGGCUAGCGAGUUUACACAGAACAGGAAAUAGCUGCAAAAUCUUUUAAAAUGGGAUUUUCAUUCAUCUGCAAAGAGGAAUGGACACUGAACAGUUAACUGUACAGAAAGAAAACACUGCAGAGUUUUGGCUGUAGUUAGCUUGGGAAGUGACGUCUUACGGCAUUUGCUGUUCUAGAAAGAGCGGAGACACGUUUGUAUAAUUGGGAGGACUCUGGGUGGCAGUGUCUCUGCCGCUGUGUAUAUCUAUCUUUAUAAAGCAAUUGGGGAGAGGGAACAAGGUGAUGAGCAGCCUGCCUGCUGCUCUAAUACAAAUAUAGUUCUUGUGACUUUGGUGAAGCGGUUUUCCAGCUACAUUGCAUAGCUGAAAUACAGGACUCUUAUAUCUAAAGAAAUAAACUUUGGAAAAUAAACUUUGAAUAUUCAAAAUGGGGAAGGAUUAUUAUUCUGUUCUUGGAAUUGAAAAGGGGGCAUCUGAUGAAGAUAUUAAGAAAGCCUACAGAAAGCAAGCCCUUAAAUGGCAUCCCGAUAAGAACAAAUCUCCCCAUGCAGAAGAGAAAUUCAAAGAAAUUGCAGAAGCAUAUGAGGUGCUGAGUGAUCCCAAAAAAAGAGAAAUUUAUGAUCAGUUUGGAGAAGAAGGUCUGAAAGGAGGAGCUGGAGGACCAGAUGGGCAGGGUGGUACCUUCCGGUACUCUUUCCAUGGAGACCCACAUGCUACAUUUGCAGCAUUUUUUGGUGGUGCAAAUCCUUUUGAAAUCUUCUUUGGUAGAAGGAUGCCUGGUGGCAGGGACACCGAAGAUAUGGAAAUCGAUGGCGAUCCAUUUGGUUCUUUUUCAGCUUUUAAUAUGAAUGGAUUCCCAAGGGAAAGAAACACUGUUGGUAACCAGUCUCGUCGCAAGCAAGAUCCCCCUGUUAUUCAUGAACUCAAAGUAUCAUUAGAAGAGAUUUAUCAUGGUUGCACCAAAAGAAUGAGAAUUUCCCGAAAAAGACUCAACCCAGAUGGUAGAAGUGUCCGAACUGAGGAUAAAAUCCUUACUAUUGAUAUCAAGAGAGGAUGGAAAGAGGGCACUAAAAUUACAUUCCCAAAAGAGGGUGAUGAAACACCAAACACUAUCCCAGCUGAUAUUGUAUUUGUUAUAAAAGAUAAAAUACACACACAUUUCAAGAGGGAUGGCUCAAAUAUUGUCUAUCCUGUGAAGAUUAGCUUACGGGAGGCUUUAUGUGGCACCUCAAUUAAUGUUCCAACAAUAGAAGGACGAACCAUACCAAUGACAGUGAAUGAAGUUGUAAAGCCUGGGAUGAGAAGAAGAAUUAUAGGAUAUGGUUUGCCAUUUCCAAAAAACCCUGACCAGCGAGGUGACUUAAUUAUAGAGUUUGAAGUAAUCUUCCCAGACAGUAUAGCUCCAGCCUCAAAAGAAGUACUCAGGAGAAACCUUCCUGUUUCAUAAGAAAUAUGGUGAAAGAAUUGUACUAUGAGUACACUUCAGACUGAAUACUUUUCAGGUUUAUGCUGUAAACGUGCAAUCUAUAACUGUGGAAUUUUUCUUUUAUGUUUUGGGUAGGAAAGGUAAUUAUGCCAUGCUGCAUGAAAAUAGGAUGGACAAUACAGAAGACUUUGUAAUCAAGUAUAAAGCUAAAACCACUUGCUGUGUACUGGGUCUUCCAUUUCAGAACAUUUUAUUGAAUAUUUUGCUUACAUGUACAAACAUAAUCUUUGAGUGGGAGAACACCCCUUGCAUAUAUCAUGGAGUGCUUCACUUUCAAAGCACUUUAUUUCACAUAAUUCUUUUGAAUUCUUUGUGAUGUAUUGUACUGCAGUAUCAGAAAUCACAACUCAUGGUAAGGAUUUGUGUAAUGUUUGCAGUAUUUAUGUUGCGUGUAAUGUACCCAUAAGCCUUGUUUACAUUGCACAUUGUAGAAGGCAGAAAAUCUGAAAAUGUUUAUAAACCCAAAAGAAACCUCAGAGUUUCCUCUGCAUUGUUGUAUAUGUUCACUGUUUUCUGCCUUCUGUGUUUUUCUAGUAGUAGCAGCCUGAUAGAAAUCCUGUUCUAAAAUGCGCCCCUUUGGGCAUAGCAGAUUCAAAGAUGGAAACAACUGGCAAAACAGUUGCUUGAAUGCCCUUUGAACACAUGUGCUAAAGCUACAUAUUUAGCCCUCUGAGCAACUGCGAAGACAAUUAGACUAUGGGAAUAAUGACUCCAGUCUUUCACAAUUCUAGUCCUCUUGCAUGUUUUGUUAGCAGUGAAGUUAUAUAUAGCCCUUUUUAAACUAAAAAAUUUUGAGCCCAUCUCAAAUUAUCUAAGAGAAGAAAGAGCAAUAAAAAAUCCUCAAAUCCUCUAGUUUCCCCAGAAAGUGUUUUUAGCGCUGGGACGCUUGAAUGGCAAGAUCGGACUACUAAACAUGCCUUCAGCAGUUUGUCUUGAACUAUACUACAAUAUCUUAACCUUUAAAACAUUUUUGUUUGUUCAUAAAAAUAUAAUUUUAUUUAAAUAUGAAUCUGUUAGUGAACCACAUUAUUACACAAUAGCAGGAGUGGACAAAAUUCUCAUCAGGGGCCUAGCCAGCAUAGUCAAUGAGGAAUGCUUUUUGUAGGAUGUACGGUAGUUCACUCUGUCUACAUUUGGAGGGCUGCACUUAAUCUAUCCUUGACCAACAGGGUAAUAAAUUGACUACUGUGUAUAUUUCCAUGAAGGAAAGUCAUAUAUUAGCAAAACUAAAAUGAUUACAAUAAUCCUGUAAGAAAAAAUGUUUUAGAAAUGACACACAGUCUAAUGUUUUUUGCAAAUUCUCAAUGCAAAGAGUACAAACAUAUAAUAUUGUCAAAUUUCAAAAGGAUCCAGAAUGUUAGUUUUCAUGACGCUAGGAGUGGAGACUAGAAUGUCACUGCUUUUUCUUUAUGCAUAUUGUUAAUGCAUUUUAAAUAGCCUAUAUGGUCUGUAUUGCAUUUAAUAUAUUUUUUAAUUAAAACAUCAUUUCUA
Molecule: messenger RNA, 3168 nt
Organism: Anolis carolinensis (green anole)
Lineage: Eukaryota; Metazoa; Chordata; Lepidosauria; Squamata; Anolidae
Gene: dnajb4
Product: DnaJ heat shock protein family (Hsp40) member B4
Exons: 4
Coding region: 619-1638 (339 amino acids)
Biological process (GO): negative regulation of transcription by RNA polymerase II
Cellular component (GO): cytosol
Molecular function (GO): protein-folding chaperone binding
Source: RefSeq, a predicted model, not a curated record